This is a messenger RNA of Diabrotica virgifera virgifera (western corn rootworm), 17635 nucleotides long. Its product is annotated as myosin-VIIa. The record is from RefSeq and is a predicted model, not a curated record. The coding region runs from base 238 to 6735 and encodes 2165 amino acids. Gene Ontology annotation, cellular component: cytoskeleton; myosin complex. NCBI's taxonomy places the organism in Eukaryota, Metazoa, Arthropoda, Insecta, Coleoptera, Chrysomelidae. The transcript is spliced from 22 exons. Gene Ontology annotation, molecular function: protein binding; ATP binding; cytoskeletal motor activity.
UUCCCAUUGACGGCACCACUGAAUCUAAAACACAGGUAAAAUAAUUACAGGUAACAGCAUUUGACUCGAUCGUGUCGUGAGAGUAGAGUGUAUGUGAGUUUAUAGUGCUUCGUGAACCCUGUAUAAUUAAAACCUUGUGACUCGUAUAGUGUUACACAAAAGCUCACAAAAAUGCCUAGGAUUAUUUACUAAAAGGAUACUAUUCAUUCAUAACAGAUUAGUUGAUGACUUUCCACCAUGGUGAUAGUGACGCGGGGUGAUUACAUAUGGAUAGAACCAACGACUGGCUCGGAAUUCGACGUGGCAAUCGGGGCAUGCGUGGUAUCAGCUGAAGGAAGAAGAAUCGCCGUUAGAGAUGACGAUGGUAACGAGCACUGGCUUUCCCCCGAGAGACGCAUCAAAGCGAUGCACGCCACUUCCAUUCAUGGCGUGGAAGACAUGAUUAGCUUGGGGGAUCUCCACGAAGCCGGUAUUCUCAGGAAUCUUUUAAUUAGAUACAACGAAAAUCUCAUUUACACAUACACUGGAUCAAUUUUAGUUGCAGUCAAUCCAUAUCAAAUUCUUCCAAUAUACACUGCCGAUCAAAUCAAAUUAUACAAAGAACGAAAAAUAGGCGAACUACCUCCGCACAUAUUUGCCAUCGGUGAUAAUUCGUAUGGACAUAUGAGAAGGUAUGGACAAGAUCAAUGUAUAGUUAUCUCUGGUGAAUCUGGUGCAGGAAAGACGGAAAGUACAAAACUAAUACUCCAAUAUUUAGCAGCUAUCAGCGGUAAACAUUCUUGGAUAGAACAACAAAUUUUAGAAGCCAAUCCCAUCUUAGAAGCUUUUGGAAACGCAAAAACAGUGAGGAACGACAACAGCUCUAGGUUUGGAAAGUACAUUGAUAUUCAUUUUAAUAAGGAUGGAGUUAUCGAAGGGGCAAAAAUUGAACAGUAUUUGUUAGAAAAAAGUAGGAUAGUUUCUCAAAAUCCCGAGGAAAGAAAUUACCACGUUUUUUAUUGUUUGUUGGCCGGAUUAGGGAAAGAGGAUAAGAGGAAGUUAGAAUUAGGUGAUGCCAGUCAGUACCGGUAUCUUACAGGGGGAGGAUGCAUAAAGUGCGAAGGAAGGGACGACACCGCAGAGUUCGCAGACAUUCGAAGCGCCAUGAAAGUUCUUUUAUUCUCAGACUCAGAAAUAUGGGAAGUAAUGAAACUCCUAGCAGCCAUCUUGCACAUCGGAAACAUCAAAUACAAAGCAACCGUUGUAGAUAACCUGGACGCGACUGAAAUUCCCGAUCCUACAAAUGUCCACAGAGUUGCUAAUCUUCUAGGAGUUCCUGCUCAACUACUAAUUGAUGCGCUUACUCGGAAAACUCUUUUCGCUCAUGGUGAAACAGUUGUUUCUACCUUAUCCAGAGAACAAAGUGUUGAUGUAAGAGAUGCUUUUGUAAAAGGUAUUUACGGCAGAAUGUUUGUUCAUAUAGUGAAAAAAAUUAAUAAAGCCAUUUAUAGACCUAAAGAGAGACAAAGAAGCUCAAUCGGAGUUUUAGAUAUAUUUGGUUUUGAAAAUUUCGAUCACAAUAGUUUUGAACAGUUUUGCAUAAAUUUUGCAAACGAAAAUCUUCAACAAUUUUUUGUGAGGCAUAUAUUUAAACUGGAACAAGAGGAAUAUAAUCUGGAAGGUAUUAACUGGCAGCAUAUUGAAUUCGUUGAUAACCAGGAUGCGCUUGACUUGAUUGCCAUCAAACAAUUAAAUAUUAUGGCACUUAUAGAUGAAGAAAGUAAAUUUCCUAAAGGAACUGACCAAACCUUCCUGGCAAAACUACACAAGCAACAUGGUCGACACAGAAAUUAUCUCAAGCCUAGAUCUGAUAUAAACACUAGCUUUGGUUUAAACCAUUUCGCCGGAAUUGUUUUCUACGAUACACGUGGAUUUUUAGAGAAGAAUAGGGACACCUUCAGUCCAGAUUUACUACAACUUAUCACUAUAAGUGGCAACAAGUUUUUACAACAAAUCUUUGCCGAUGAUAUUGGAAUGGGAUCUGAAACUAGAAAGCGAACACCAACAUUAUCUACUCAAUUUAAGAAAAGUUUGGAUUCGUUAAUGAGGACAUUGUCCAAUUGUCAACCGUUCUUUAUUCGGUGUAUAAAACCUAAUGAAUUCAAAAAACCGAUGAUGUUCGAUCGAACGUUAUGCUGUAGGCAGUUACGGUAUUCUGGCAUGAUGGAAACUAUUCGAAUCCGGAGGGCAGGUUAUCCCAUAAGACAUAGCUUUGCUGAAUUUGUGGAGAGAUACAGGUUUCUCAUUUCUGGGGUUCCCCCAGCUCAUAAGACUGAAUGCAGGAGCGCAACUACAAGAAUUUGUUCCUUAGUUUUAGGAAGAUCUGACUAUCAACUCGGCCAUAAUAAAGUUUUUUUAAAAGAUGCUCACGAUCUGUUUCUGGAACAAGAGAGAGAUAGGGUGCUCACCAAAAAGAUCCUUAUUUUACAAAGGUCCAUACGAGGGUGGGUAUACAGAAGACGUUAUCUUCGCCUAAAAGCUGCAACGAUAAUAAUCCAGAAGUACUGGAAGGCUUAUAUCCAAAGACAGAAAUACAAAAAGAUGCGCUUGGGCUACACUCGUCUGCAAGCUCUCAUCCGUGCCAGAGUACUUUCCCAUAGGUUCAGGCACUUACGAGGACACGUGGUAGGACUACAGGCACACGCCAGAGGAUACUUGGUGAGGAGAGAGUACGGGUAUAAGAUGUGGGCCAUUAUUAAGAUACAGUCACACGUGAGAAGGAUGAUAGCUCAAAGGAGAUAUAAAAAGAUUAAGUUUGAACAAAAACGGCACGUGGAGGCUCUUCGGCUGAAGAAGAAAGAAGAGAGAGAGUUAAAAGACGCUGGUAACAAGAGAGCUAAAGAGAUUGCAGAACAAAAUUAUAGGGAGCGAAUAUAUCAACUAGAAAAGAAAGAAAUGGAACUCGAAAUGGAAGAAAGAAAACUUGUCGAAGAGAAAAAAAAUAAAAUCAAUGAAGCAGCUAGAAAAGCAGAUGAACCGGUGGACGAUUCAAAAUUGGUGGAAGCCAUGUUUGAUUUUCUACCUGAUAGUUCAAGCGAAGCACCUACACCAGGUAGAGAAACUUCAGUGUUUAACGAUCUGCCAUCCAGGCCAGCAGAAAAUGAAAUAAUUAGUCCUCUUACAACAGCCUCAGAUGACGAAGAAGACCUUAGCGAAUUUAAAUUCCAAAAAUUCGCAGCUACAUAUUUUCAAGGCAAUGUUGGCCAUCAGUAUUCUAGAAAGCCUUUAAAACAUCCAUUACUACCUUUGCACACACAAGGAGAUCAACUGGCUGCUCAAGCAUUAUGGAUAACGAUUCUACGUUUUACCGGCGAUCUUCCAGAACCACGAUACCACACUAUGGACAGAGACAAUACAUCGGUCAUGUCGAAAGUAACAGCUACCUUAGGUCGAAACUUCAUUCGUAGUAAAGAGUUCCAAGAAGCUCAACUGAUGGGUUUAGAUCCGGAUUCUUACCUAAAACAAAAACCAAGAUCUAUUAGAAAUAAAUUGGUAUCGUUGACGUUAAAAAGAAAAAAUAAACUGGGUGAAGACGUUAGGAAGAAGCUUCAAGAUGAGGAAUACACUGCGGAUAGCUAUCAAUCGUGGCUAGAGACCAGGCCGACUAGUAAUUUGGAAAAAUUACAUUUUAUUAUUGGACAUGGUAUACUCAGAGCUGAACUCAGAGAUGAGAUAUAUUGUCAAAUUUGUAAACAACUGACUAAUAACCCGUCCAAAUCGUCGCAUGCGAGAGGAUGGAUUCUUCUUUCACUUUGUGUUGGAUGUUUCGCGCCUUCGGAAAAAUUUGUCAGUUAUUUAAGAGCAUUCAUCAGGGAAGGUCCGCCAGGUUAUGCUCCAUAUUGCGAGGACCGUCUGAAACGAACCUUCAACAACGGCACUAGAAACCAACCACCGAGUUGGCUAGAACUCCAAGCAACCAAGUCAAAAAAGCCUAUAAUGUUACCUAUCACAUUUAUGGAUGGAAACACGAAAACUUUACUAGCGGAUUCGGCUACGACCGCCCGUGAACUCUGCAACCAGUUAUCAGAUAAAAUAGGAUUGAAGGACCAAUUUGGAUUUUCGUUAUACAUUGCCUUGUUCGAUAAAGUGUCUUCUCUAGGUAGCGGAGGAGAUCACGUUAUGGAUGCCAUAUCACAGUGUGAACAAUAUGCAAAAGAACAAGGUGCUCAAGAACGCAACGCCCCAUGGCGAUUAUUCUUCCGAAAGGAGAUUUUUGCUCCGUGGCAUGAACCUACCGAAGACCAAGUAGCAACUAACUUGAUCUACCAACAAGUUGUCCGCGGAGUCAAAUUUGGAGAGUACCGAUGUGAUAAAGAAGAAGACCUAGCCAUGAUAGCAGCCCAACAAUACUACAUAGAAUAUAUUAGUGACAUGAACGUGGAAAGACUGUUGACGCUUUUGCCGAAUUAUAUUCCAGAUUACUGUUUGACUGGUGUAGAAAAAGCGGUGGAUAGAUGGGCAGCCCUUGUUGUUCAAGCUUAUAAGAAGAGUUACUACGUGAAAGAAAAGGUUCCAUCGUUACGAGUGAAAGAAGACGUGGUUAGCUACGCAAAAUUCAAGUGGCCCUUACUGUUUUCAAGAUUCUACGAAGCUUAUCGCAAUUCAGGCCCCAACCUUCCUAAAAACGAUGUUAUUAUUGCAGUCAAUUGGACUGGAGUUUACGUUGUCGAUGAUCAGGAACAAGUUUUACUGGAACUUUCUUUUCCCGAAAUCACGACAGUGUCAAGUCAAAAAACGAACAAAGUGUUUACUCAAACAUUUAGUCUGAAUACUGUUAGGGGAGAGGAGUUUACUUUCCAAAGUCCAAACGCAGAGGAUAUAAGGGAUCUGGUUGUUUAUUUCUUGGAAGGAUUGAAAAAGCGAUCAAAAUUUGUGAUAGCUUUGCAAGAUUACAAGGCCCCAGGAGAAGGGUCCAGUUUUCUGACAUUUAUGAAAGGUGAUCUGAUAAUUUUGGAAGAAGAUAGCACUGGUGAGACCGUUUUAAACUCCGGAUGGUGCGUAGGAAGGUGCGAGAGAACGCAAGAAAAGGGUGACUUUCCAGCAGAGACUGUUUAUGUUCUGCCGUGCAUGUCCAAGCCCCCUGCCGAUAUUUUGCAGCUGUUUUCAGUUGAGGGAGCCGAGCACGGCCGAAGAUUAAGUCAACAAUACUCAGUAAACGGCACCGAAUCCAGAGACCGUCCUCAUACUCUAGCCGAAUAUGCCAUCGACCAUUUCCGUCCCCCACUUAAACGAACAAUGUCGAAAGCACUUACCCUUACCGCCAACCGAAGAGGCAAUGACGAUCUUUGGAGACAUUCACGAGAUCCCAUUAAACAACCCCUUUUGAAGAAAUUGUUGAUGAAAGAAGAAUUGGCUGAAGAAGCUUGUUUCGCGUUCAGUGCUAUAUUAAAAUAUAUGGGAGAUUUGCCAUCGAAGAGACCUAGAUUAGGGAAUGAGUAUACGGAUCAUAUUUUUGAUGGACCGCUUAAGCAUGAAAUCCUCAGAGAUGAGAUAUAUUGUCAAAUUAUGAAACAAUUAACAGAUAAUAGAAAUAGAUUAUCAGAAGAAAGAGGCUGGGAAUUAAUGUGGCUGGCCACUGGACUUUUCAGUUGUUCCCAAAGCCUCUUAAAAGAACUUACCCUUUUCCUUAGAAGUAGAAGGCAUCCAAUAUCUUUAGAUUCCCUCCAAAGGCUGCAAAAGACCUUAAGAAAUGGCCAGCGAAAAUAUCCACCCCAUCAAGUCGAAGUAGAAGCCAUUCAGCAUAUGACAACGCAAAUUUUCCAUAAAGUGUAUUUCCCAGAUGAUACCGAUGAAGCUUUUGAAGUUGAUUCCAGUACUAGAGCUAAAGAUUUUUGCCAGAAUAUUAGUCAAAGAUUAAAUCUAAGAUCUAGCGAAGGAUUUAGUCUCUUUGUUAAAAUUGCAGAUAAGGUAAUCUCAGUUCCAGAAGGAGACUUCUUCUUUGAUUUUGUGCGGCAUUUGACGGAUUGGAUCCGUAAGGCACGUCCAACAAGAGACGGCAUCACACCGCAAUUUUCAUACCAAGUAUUUUUCAUGAAGAAGUUGUGGACAAACACUGUGCCAGGCAAGGAUCGAAAUGCGGAUUUAAUUUUCCAUUUCCAUCAAGAACUACCUAAAUUGAUCCGAGGCUACCACAAGUGUAGUAAAGAGGAAUCUAUCAAACUGGCAGCUAUAGUAUAUAGAGUUCGGUUUGGAGAAAGUAAGCAGGAGCUGCAAGCCAUACCACAAAUGCUACGUGAGCUGGUUCCAGCCGACCUGAUCAAACUACAAGGAAUUAACGACUGGAAGAGAUCGAUAGUAGCGGCUUAUAAUCAAGACGCUGGAAUGAGUCCCGAAGAUGCAAAAAUUACAUUUUUGAAAAUAGUCUACCGUUGGCCCACUUUCGGAUCAGCCUUCUUUGAAGUGAAGCAGACCACUGAUCCCAACUAUCCAGAAAUGCUCCUCAUAGCUAUUAAUAAACAUGGAGUUAGUCUUAUUCAUCCGCAGUCUAAAGAUAUUUUGGUAACGCAUCCCUUCACCAGAAUUUCCAAUUGGUCUUCCGGCAACACGUACUUCCAUAUGACCAUAGGAAACUUAGUUAGGGGAUCAAAAUUGUUGUGUGAGACCUCCUUAGGUUAUAAAAUGGACGAUCUUUUAACGUCUUACAUUUCACUCAUGUUGACGAACAUGAACAAGCAAAGGAGUAUAAGGAUAAAGUAGUUUCAAAAAAGGCAAUAUUAGGAUAUAGAAAAUAUAAAUAUGUUUGUAUACCUAUACAUAUCUAAACAACAAAAACUAAACGAUAUUAGAUUGUUAUGGUAGAUAAUUUGAAUUUAGUACACUUUUAUUUAAAAUCUACAUUAAAAUUAGCUUUUUUAUAUUUCUGUUCUGUUGAGGAAGCUGUAAAGGUAACAAUCGUUAUAAAUAAGCUCUUAUAAAUAUGCAAAUUUUAUUAGGAUCAUCUAUAAAAAAAAGCUCUAUCUAUAUACCUAAUUUUUAAAUUGUUAGCAAAUUAUGUUCAAAAACGUAUAUGUAUAUUUUUUAUCUAACGUGUUUCGUACAUCUAGAGGUAGAAGGGGGUAUGUAACUGCGCAUUUCAUAAAACUCAAGCAACAACUCACGAAAAGAGGCACUUUAUAAACGUGCACAAACAUCUUAAGAAAGUAGUUCGCUGCUAGACCAAAUGUGAGGUCUAUUGUUUUAAUAAUUUUCUUGGAAUCUCUAUGUUUUGUUAAAUGGAGAUGGGCGGGACAUGUUGCAAGAAUGAAAGACGACAGAUGAACAAAAAAAUUGCUUGAGUGAAGACCACGGGCAGACAAGCGAAGCCAAGGAAGACCCGCAACGCGAUGACCAGACGACCUCAAAAGACUUGUGACCAAUUGGAUAGCAGAGGUGCAGAACAGAAGAAGAAGGAAAUUUCUAGAGGGAAACUAUGUUCAACAAUGGAAAAAUCAGGGCUAAUUGAUGAUGACGAUCACGAUAAUCUUUUGUUGGAUUUCCUUUGUUUCCUUGUCAACUACUCUUGGCGGGAACCUGAUCUCCGCCCUAUUUUCAUUCUAAAAUAGAUAGGUUUUCAUUUAGUCAUAGUAACUCUUAUAACGAUGGUUAAGAGCGCAGAUAUAGUAUGUCCAAAUACCUUAAUUCUUGAGGAGAACGUUUUGAAGUUUUCGCGUUACUUUUUGUUAGAUACUGGUGAUAUACCGAAAUAUCAUGUUUGGGUAAUAAGUUCGGGUAUCAUUACUAGCUUAAUGUAGAUAUUUUUUAAAAUAUUUUGUAUUAUUGGGUUAAAAAUAUUUUUUUAAAUGUGUAUGGACAUACAACAUAAGGGUUCUUACUGUUUGGACAUACAACAUGUGUAACCUAGAUUAAUAAAAUAAUGAGUUUGGAAAAGUUCUCUUUAUUUUAUUCUUUUUUUGUUAAAACAAAAAGUGGGACAAAACAGUAAAACAGAAUCAUUCAGAAUCAUCUUCUUCAUCUUCAGGGGUCCGCCAAGGUACAAGAUCUUUUGUUUUUCUUGAUGUCGGAAGACUUUCAAAAUACGUUUUAUAAAUUGUUGGUAUGAUCUCCUUAUUUAGUAAAUACAAUAAGUCUUUCUUUUUUGCCUCAGAUAUGAAAAUGUAUUUUUUGAUAUUUGGCUUUUAGCUGGACAUUUGUCCAUGCAACUUGUGUAAUUUGUUUAGUAUGUCUUUUGUUUUGUAUGACAUCAAACUCUAAAAAUUGUUCAUUAGUCAAUUAAUAAUAUUUAUAUUGAAUAACAGCUGGCCUUGUUUUUUCGAAUCGGAACCAGUUAGAGAUAGUGCAAACACUCCUGACCAUGGAGCUGCGCGAAGGCGGAUAUUUUCACGUUGAGUACAGUGCGUUUCGCAUGGAAGUGCGAAAUUUCGUCUACUGCGCCGUGGUCAUGAGUGUUUGCACUACCUCUAACCUGGAGCCAUUUUAUUGCAUCACCUAACGUAUUUUUCUUAUUUUGUAUUAUAAUGGAAGCAAGAUUCUGCAGGUCAUAAAAAUCUGAAUGGUUCAGUCUACGUACUUCUAAGGUUUUGGUUUGUGUCUUGCUAAUCAAAAGUGCCCAUUCUUCGGUCGUGAAUAUCUUUUUGUGCUUACGAGCAUGCUCAAUUGUUGCAUGAAUUGAGUCAGCUUCCAAAUAAGAAUGGCCAGAUUCCAUAAACUUUAGGUCGAUCGUUUUAAGGUUGUCAAUUUUUGCAACAGUGUAUAGCAUCAAAGCACAAACAAACUGGUUGCGAUUUUGCCCACCACAUGUGUCUGAGAAAGUGGCUACAUGUUCAACGGUUUUUGGCAAAUUAUACGGGUAUUUUAAAAGGCAUGUACCUAUCUCUGAGGCACCUUUGGAACCCUGGGUUUCAUCCCACACAUAGCAGUGACCAUUUUGAUCAAAUGAGUCAUAAGUGGUAAAAUUAAAAACUGAAAGUUUUCGUUUGUAAUAAAUCUGAGGAUCUGCAGAAAAUGGCACUGUCAAAAUUGCUUCCAAGUCAAACGUGAUCGCUCUAUAAUUGACUUCUUUUACUUCAAUAGCUUUCUUCUUGUCUGCUUUUUUCAUUGCUAUAGCUUCUUCUUCCCUUUGCUUAUGGAGUUUCCAAUUAUUUUCCAAAGAAAAUUUGUCUGAGGCCUUAUAAUAAAUAUUGCAUGUAUAAUAUUGAUCCUUUUUGAGAAUGUGGAAGGACAGCUGUGGAAGAGCACAAAUAUUGCAUGUCCGGACAAACAAUAUUUACAGCCAUGAUAAGUUUGAUAGCGUGAGCACUAAUAUUGUAUAUCCAAAACAUACUAUGUUUUGUGCACUUCCAACGGACAUAAUAUAUCUGUGCAAGUCGGUUUUUAGUACAAAUGGGAAAUACUAUAUUUUGGCAAGGCGGUUUAACCCAUUUAAAAUCAUUCUGGACUUACAAUAAUUAUGCAGAACAUUCAUAUGGCCCUACUGAAUAUUCUUAUGAUGUCUUAAAAUCAGCAUAAAGUGGAUCUGCGCUCUUAACCAUCGAUAAUGCCUUUCCGGCCGAUAGAACUGUCUUGCCUUCUUCGAAGCAUGUUCGAAGCUGUGACAUCCACAAUUUCGACUGUUCCUUGGUCCUUGCCAUGAUCUGUUAGGUACCAGUGGAUCCAUGUUUCGUCUACGGUUACGAAACGACGUAGAAACUCCUUCGAAUUAUGCUUAACUAGCGUCAAACACUGCUCUGAAGUGGUUACGUGGUUGCGCUUGUUGACCAGACUGCGCAAACGCAGCACCCAUCAUGCCGACAGCUUUCUCAUGCCCAAAAUUUUAUGCAGGAUAUCACCCACGCGGUUUUUUGAGAUGCCUACUGUCUCAGCUUUCUCGCGAACCUUCAGUCGGCGGUUUGGAAAACGAGAUCGUGGAUUUUUGUCAAGUUGUCCUCCGUGGUAACCAUUUUCGGGGCACCUAGAACAUGAUGAAACACGUUAAACCAAUUUUUUACGGUUACCAUCUGAAACGAAAUCGACAAUAGACUACCCCAGCUAAUUGAAAUAAUAUUCGAAAAUAUUAUUCCAAUCAUCCAAGAUAGCUAUCGUUCACCCCAGCCUAGCUCAGUCUCUCAAGGUAUGUGUUCGUCUUGUCCUAAUCUUAGAAUAUGAACUCUGAAAAUUUAGAAUGGAAGCAAACAAAACAAUAUUUUUAACCAAUCAUGUUUAUUGUUCAAUAAAGAUAUAAUGAAAAUGUGGCUUAUUAUAUGCAUUAACAAAUAUAUUCAAAUUUUUGCCAAAAACUAACAAUUUGUAGAUUAUACUUAUGGCUUUUGGUAUCGGUUCGAUGGUAACUUCUUGAUGUCGCAUGGUACUGCUGUAGACUUCUUGUAGACCUGGGCAGAUGUUCGGCCCUAGGCCCCUGCAGCUGGAGAUGGUAGUUGUUGCAGUCUAGAUGACAUGGUCUUCAUUGUUUCAGGCUUAGUUAGUUUAGUUAGAUUAGUUCCAUCACCGGUGAGGAUAGCUUGAAGCUCCCGAAGGGAGGACCGUGAUCUUUAUCCCAAAAACUAGAAUACAGAACAGGUGUAAGUUACAAUCAAGAAGAAAAACCAAAAACGAGCCUUUACCAAAUAGUAUUCAAAAACUAAAAGUAGAUGGCAAGGGUAAAUUAAAUGGAAUUAAGAUUUAUACUACUAGUUAAAAUUUGAUUACUAAACGUGCAUAUUUGUAAAUUAAAAAGAUAUAUGUAAAACUAAAAUAUCAGAACACAUGCUUUGACAUUGGAGGUAAGGUAUAAGAAAAAAGCUAUGCUACAUGCUAGGUAUGCAUGUAGGAAUAUAAUGAUUGUAAUAAUUAGAAUUUUUAGUAUUCUUACCCCAAGAGAAAGGUCGUCUAUUGAAUAAAAAUGAUUUAUUUCCAAGCUUCCUUGGCUUUUAUGAGUUUACCACCACCAUUUUGAGAAUUGAGAGACGAAGUGUCACUAUCAUGACAGUAGGACGUAGGAGGUGGCAGGCAUGUUCCGUAUUAAAAGACAGAUAUCUACAGAGUAAGAAUAUAUGAAAUACGUUCCGUAUGAUGAUUUAGAUUUUAGUUGAAAAGAGAGAUAGGAAAUAGAGGAUAAUAAAAGAGGGCGCCAACGAGUUUUUAACGAACAAACCAGGUAAAACAAAUAGAAGAAAAUUAAUACUGAUGAAAUAUUUAAGAAAAUAAAAUAGAAUAAUUAUUUAAAAAUAAAAUAGCAAAGACGUGACGUUUGUAACGUUACACAUCGAAGGAAAACGGUCACCGUACACAGAAUCCAAGCGCUGCGCUGUUUGAUUUCGCUUCGCGAUUUCCUUUCCAAGAACGAGAAUCGUAUCAUAUUGAAACGAUGUUUAUCAUAGUCAAAAAUAAACUUAUUCAAAUCCUCCUUUUAUUAAACAAAAUGAUAUUUUCAAACUUGCAGACCAACUCAAUGCAAACUUGCAGACACAAUGUUAUUAUGUGUGGUAUAUUUUGCACGUAUAUUAUCCUUACUUAUCGAAUCGUAGCAAUUUGCGGUAGAAAUAAGCCAUGAUUUUAUUAGGUGUAUUGUUCUAUAUAUUAGGAAUUUGGUUAAUUUUGAGGAAGCAAUUUUUUAAUGAUUUAAUUGGUUACCUCUUUAUACUCUUCAGAAAUGCCACUUAACCUCUAAAAAUCAUAGGAGCAAGCUGAAUUUUGCUAAGAAUGUGAAUUUUGGGACCCCAAAAAUAUGCAAAAACGUUUGCCACUCCCGGGCUUCAUCCUAACCGCCCCCCCCCCUGAUACGGUUGGGGUAAACGAAGAAGAUCCAUUUACCAAGAAUAUGUAAGCCGUAGAAAAAAAUGUUCCAAAACAAGAAAUGUAGUUAAGAUAAUAAAAAUAUUUGUUAGCACUUUUUGUAUAGAAUGUGUAAUACACGCGCGAAAUUAAUUUUUUAAAUAAAAUUUGUAUCAUAGUCAUGUCGCCAGAGGGGGUACAACGGUCUCCUUUAUUCAGAUGGACUUGAUAACAGUUGAUCCGGAUGUCGAUAAGAUUGUUAUAAACAAAGAACUUGAGGAAUUACAUAACAGCGAUUUUUCGCAAAACAAAACAUUUUUAUGUAGUUUUUGGGCCAUUCUAAGCAAAAAAUGUUCGUACAAGUUUUUCGAAGGAUGCAUAGUUUUCGAGAUACAGUUGAGUCCGGGAAUCUUUACCCGUGCGUCAUCAUUUAAAGCAUACGAAAUAAGUCGAUGAUAAGUCGGAAAUUGAAAUUUACUAAACGCAACAGCAAGUGACAGCAAGUCACACGCUGUUGCGUUUAGUAAAUUUCAAUUUCCGACUUAUCAUCGACUUAUUUCGUAUGCUUUAAAUGAUGACGCACGGGUAAAGAUUCCCGGACUCAACUGUAAAUGCGGUUGAACUGUCAAAAAAUUGAAAAAUUGCAAUUUUUGAACCUGAAUAACUUUUGACUAAAUAAUAAAAUAGCAAUUCUGCUUACCGCAUUUGAAAGUUCAAGUUAAAUUCUAUCGGUUUUGAUUAUUUGCAUUGCUAAAAAUUAAUUUUUUUAUUGUUAAACAAAGCUAUAAACACAUAGUGCUUGAGUGAUGUUUUCAAUGCAGUUCUCAUUUAAAAUCAAACGAGUAGGCGCUCCUGCAAACUGCCAAUGUCUAUAAAUACAUAGUGUUUCCCGUGCCUAAUACAUGCUACGUAGAAAUUGCCUGUUUGUAGGCUUGCCUACUCAUUUCGAUUUUAAAUGAAAAAUGCAUUGAAGACAUCACUCAAGUACUAUGUGUUUAUAGCUUUGUUUAACAAUAAAAAAAUUAAUUUUUAGGAAGGCAAAUAAUCAAAACCGGUAUAAUUUGACUUGAACUUUCAAAUGCGGUAAGCAUAAUUGCUUUUUAUUUUUUAAUCAAAAGUUAUUCGGGUUCAAAAAAUAAAAUUUUUCGAUUUCAGGAAAGUUCAACCGUGUUUAUCUCGAAAACUAUGCAUCCUACGAAAAAACUUGUAAGAACAUUUUUUGCUUAGAAUGACCCAAAAAAUACAAAAAAAUGUGUUGUUUGCGAAAAACUGCUGUUAUGUAAUUCUUCAAGUUCUUUGUUUAUAACAAUCUUAUCGACAUCCGUAUCAACUGUUACCCAAAAAAUUCGUGUUCUACGGGUCAAAAUACAUAAAAAAACUUGGGUAAGUCCAUCUGAAUAAAGGAGGCCAUUGUACCCCCCUGACGACAGAACUAUCAACUGGACGGUAUUAAUUCUAUAUCUUUUGAUCAGAGUGUCCUAUUGAUAAAAAUCAAAAUGCGUUUAAAUGGUAGAGAGAGUAGCUUUCGUAUGCAAUUUUUGUAUUUUGCCGCAAAUGAAGUAGGUUUCUAUAAAGCUGUUAAAUAAUAAAUCAAAGUUGCGCGAUUUUGGCAUUUUUUACGAUUCUCACGAGAUCAAUAAAAUGUAUCACUUCCAUUGACCGGAUACUAUGGAAUUUUCAUUGUUCCAUUGUUCUGUUCAAACUUGUUAUACUCAAACUGUACCCUGUUUUUAAACCAGGCGGAGUAAAUCCAAAAAACAGAUUCAGACCCAAUAAUGUCACUAAAAAAAUCACCAAAUACAUCUUCUUUUUUUGUUGAUCACAUCGGUCUUCGAAGAUAAUCCAUAAAUAUUAUAACCAUACUAAUACGUAGCUAAAGAGUUCUAAAAACAAAUGUUUUUUUAUAUAAAAGCAGACUAAAAAUCUAAAAGUUAAAGAAAUAACGCAGAAAACAGAAAAAAUUGCCGAUAAACCGAAUUCGCUUAGCCGAGACACAACUGUCUAGUGUUGUUGGUAAUUUCUUUUUUGGGUAGUUAGGUUGCUAGACGUGACUGGAAAUUACUACACAAACAAACUUACCCGCUCACAGCCAAUAUUAUUAAUAGUAAACAGACAUAAAUAACAUAUACAUUACGCCAAUCAAUAAAUAUUUAUUUACACCAUUAUAAUGUAUGGAUAACAAAUGAGCAAAUUAUUUAUUGAAAAAAAUAAAAAUAUUUUGUAGAAAUAAAUUUCACAAAAUUUCACUCCCACUAUUUUCAAUAAUUCUUCUUUUUUUAGUGAAAGAUUAAGUUGAUUUGAGAAUUUGAGCAUUUAAUAGAGUGCGGUAGGAAUUUUUGUGCUUCCUAUUCCCCAUGUGUCAAAGGGAAUCUCGGCAAAGCGAAUUCGUUAUUGAGACCAUGCAAGUUCGGAAGAGCGACACCUGGUUUCAUAGCUCUGCAACAUUUUUAGCACUUUUAAUUAUAUUGGCCAAUUAUAUUAGUCGUGGUUACGGGAUAAUUGUCAAGGCCAUAGCCCAUAAAAGAAUGAGAAGAAAAAGUAAGAUUGAAUUGAAGUUAUGUUAUUAAAAGGUAAACAUUGUACUACAAACAAUAUACCAUUAAUUAAAUUCACUUUAAUAAUUGCAUACCUAUCAUAGCAAUAUUGUGGAACAACAUAUAAUUUUUACAAUUUAUAACACAUUUGCGAAAUCCCAUUUUCUUCAAUGACAGUAGGUAUGAAAUAUACGUCAAUUUGACAAUUUCAAUUAACGAUAUGAAUUAUUUAAGAAAUAUAUGUUAAGAAAGUUGCAAGAUUUGUCCGCUAUACGCGCACGAUCGUUUCUCGUAUCCCCUGCAAGUACUUGCACACAGCGAAUAUAACUUAAUUAACCUAUGAAGUGCCAAUAGUGUCAAAAUUUCAUAAAUGUCAAUAGUGUCAAAAUUUCAUAACAGUGGAGUAAACUUGACUGAGGUUGGACCAAUUAUAAACAAGCAUUACAGCGCGGUAAAUUUGAAUUACUCCUUCCAGUUUAACAACAGGGUACUUAUAGAAGUAUUGUGAUACUUAUAUGUAGUAUUUUUACUAAUAGAGAGUAUGUUAUAUUAAUAUCACUGAAUUGUGGGUUCAUAAAUAAUUUCUUAACAAUAACAUGUUUACUGUGGUUAGGUAUUUAUCUAACUGGAUAUCUAACAACAACUUGUUUACAAGUGGUUAUUUAUCUAUAGGAGUUGGAGUUUAUAAAAUUAGGAUAUUAUAUUUCCGAACAAAUUUUACACCAAAAGACGAUAGCAAAGUUUUUUAACACUAACUGAAAUACUAUAAACAAUCUUACACAGAAAUUAUAAUAGGCCUUUUCAUCAAAAAUUGUAUUCGCCAUUUUUUUCGUAUUGUUGUAAACAAGCUUGUUAGGUUAGUAAUGCAAUGUAAAUAACAGUAAAGUAUCUGUAAACAUAUAAUUAAGAAAAAAAAUACUUAAUAAAGUUUAGUUAUUGAAAAAAUAAUUCGAAAAUAAAGAAUAAAGUGCCUCAAUUAGCAAGUCAAUUGUUUACUCCAUCGAUUAUUAUUAUGAUACCUGUACGAAAAGGAACAACUAAGGUGCCGUUACGGAGUAUGUAAAAAUGAUACACGCUAUAAAUCAUAUAAAAGCAAUACACAGUAUUAUUUUAGAAAUUUUCAAUAGCCAAAAAUUUCUUUAUACACAAUCUUGUGUUAUACCAUACCUAUAAUAUUUUAUUUGUAUUAAAUACUAUUCAGUAGGUACCUGUAUUUGUCAUUUUUAACCGUAAUAGUUAUUUAUGAUAUAAGUGUUAAAAGAACACGUUUAAGGCACGCAUGUAUAGCGAGUUCUGCAACACGCAUGUAUAGCGAGUUCUGCAAUUCACAUGAGUGCCUUAAAAAUGUACUUUUUAACACGCAUAUCAUACAAUAUUUUUUCUACAAACGUAAUUACAGGACAAUAUCUACAAAAAUUUUUACUUGAACUUGACUGACAUUCCAUUUUUAUAUUUUUUUGACAUUACAUCAAAAUUGCCUAUACGGUCAAUACGAACUGCAGUGCCUUAAAAUUUUUUUAAAGCACUAGUGCCUUAAAGUAGCAUUUUUAACGCUCGUAUGGAGUGCUAAAAAUUGCAUUUUUAACACGGUUGUAGAAAAAAUAUUAAAUGAUCUAUUUUAUUGAUUAUACACUAUAAUAAUAUUAUUGUUAAUAAAUUGUAUUUCGAUGUAAUGGGAUGAAAGUAAUAAAAAUUGAUUGACCUCAUUAAUUAGAAUAAAAAAUUAUAGAUAUUAUUUGUAUAGUACCUAAACAAGUAACAAAGAAAAAUAUCUCUGACAAGUAAUGAUGCCUAACCUCUCAAUUGUUGAUCAAAAGAGUAGGAAAAAAAUGCACGCGCUCAUCACAUGAUGAAAAAGCCUACAUAACAUUUCUAGUACCUAACAAAAAUAGAAUUCAAAACUCUGACAGUUCGCAUUCAGAAGACGAAAAAGUGACGGAGCGGUUCCGCAACUGUUGGGAAUUCGUUCUCUGAAUGUGGCGCUACUUGCGGAACGGUCGCCAUGACAGUGAGCUCAUUUUAAUUCCGCUACCUCCGUCCAACGUACAUGUAUGCUACUUUUGUGAAUUUGUCAAGAGACUUGUUGAAAGAUGGCGUCAAGUACUAAUUAUCAAUUGGAAAAUAGCGCAGACCGUAAACAAUCCAUGGUCUUUGACCAUGAUUAUGAAGUAAAAAACAAUUUAUUGUGCAGAGGCAAGUAUAUAACUUCACAUGUAACAGAAAGAAAUGAUAGGUUGUCACCAAUUUAGGGAGCGAAGGGUUCACAGGACGAAACACAACUGUUACCCCUCCGUCGGGAACGGCUCCCUCACUUUUUCGUCUUCUGAAUGCGACCACUAUAUGGCAUAUGUAAGAUAACGAAGGCUAAAGUGUGGUAAAAUUUAGAUACGUAGUGAUGAUGUAAAAUGUACGUCACAACUAUAAAGAAUGUCAAAUUUAAUAUUCAUGUCCAAUUAUUUAAGUAAGUACAUAAAAAGACAUGACCUCAUGAAAUUCCAUUUAAAUGAUUGUGGCUCUAUUCUACUCUGAGGACCUUUACUAUUGUAAAACUAUUAGUAAAAGCUUUUAGUUGCGUUAGUAGUUAAAAAAACUAUUUUAUCUACUUUAUCUCAUAUUAUGUUUAAGUUUUUAGUUUGUGAAAACUGUCAUUAUAGAUAGCAGUGCGUGAAGGAUUUAAAGUGUGCGUGAAGUAACAAUGUAUUUUAAAUAAAAUUUACUUUUUCGCACUGUUUUUUGGCACACUUUCAUAUAAUCAAAUAUGCUUAACUUUCGAGUUGUCAUGGUGAUGACAUAUUUGAGCAAUAAAUUACAACAAAAGUUUUGACAGUUUUCUGGUUUGAAAGAAGUUAGAAUUUUUAAAUGUCAAAGUUCUAAACAUUGUAGAAUAGAAAUGAAUUCCAGUGACGAAGAGUUGCAGAUUUUUUAUUUGUUUAUCGUAGAUAAAAUAUUGUAUGAAACUGUGCGUGAAGUACUUUUUGCGAACUUACACGAUGUAUAGCACGAGCUCCGCUGUCGCUCGUGCUCUAAACAUCGCGUGCGUUCGCAAAAAGCAUACUUCACGAAUUGUUUCAUAAAUAACUAUUAUAUUAUCUCAAUAUUAAAGGGCUGAUCCAAACAUAAAGGCGAAUACUUUUAUACCGAAUCUCUUCGAAAAGUCAAAUUUUUAUUUUUUGUAGGUACUUGUUAAUACAGACCAAUAUUGACUUAAGUGUUUUAUGUUUCUCGAAACUUUAUAUAUAUUAUUUGUUGUCAACUAUUUAUGUAUGUGUAAUGUAAAUAUAUUUACAUCACUAUGUAAUAUUUAUAAGGUACAUGUUUUUAUAUUGUGAGAAUGUUUGUAAAUAGGUGAAUGACAAUAAAUUAUAUUUUUAUCUGGC